Messenger RNA from Aspergillus campestris IBT 28561, 765 nucleotides. RefSeq names its product Clr5 domain-containing protein. The transcript is spliced from 4 exons. The coding region runs from base 1 to 765 and encodes 254 amino acids. The record is from RefSeq and is a predicted model, not a curated record. Lineage: Eukaryota; Fungi; Ascomycota; Eurotiomycetes; Eurotiales; Aspergillaceae.
AUGGAUGGUUCGAUCCCUCCGUUGUCUGGCCUCUCCUCUACUUCUUCCUCCUCAUCCUCGGCCAUCUUCCGUCCUCGACGAUCCGACGACUGGCUGGAGUACCGUCCCGCCAUCGAACAACUCUAUCGCGAUCAUCAACUCAAAUUGAGAGAUGUCAAACGCAUCAUGGAGCGUGAUUACAACUUUCAUGCAUCAGAGAAACAAUAUAAAGAUCGCCUAGCGUCGUGGCACGUUCGAAAGAACAUCAAAGCCAAAGAUAUCAAGAUCAUGAUCCGAAAACAGCAGAAACGGGCGGCCCGGGGUAAGCAGACGGCCUUUCGGGUGAAUGGUCAAGAAGUCGACCAGAAACGUAUCGCUCGAUUCGCCCGUAGAAAAGGCACCAACUGGGAGGAUCAUUCCCGCGACAACGCCACCCAGCCCAGUCCCGAACCCGGCACCCCGACCGAUAUGAGUUGCUACACUCCCGAUGGUACGGACAGGGCCUCGACCUUGUCCCCGCUGCCCGAAUUCCGAUCCAUCCGACGUGACGAAAGAUCGGAGCCGCUCCUAGAUUCCGAGACGGAUGAGACUCGGUCCAUGCAAGCCACUCUCAGCCCCAGCCAAGCCAGCACGACGACGACAAACGUCUUGGACGACAAAUUCGCUCCUACGGAAGAAGACCCAUGGGCAGCGCUCACCGACUUCCAAAAUCGACUGCGCAAGCUCGACCAUGACCUGGAAGUGUCAUUGGCCGACUACGUCUCCCCUCACGAGCACCACGAAUGA